AAAAACCCGACACACACAGACCUCCCCCCGUGCCCCGCAAUGAGUUGCCGGCUGUCACUUGGAAACACUCGGCUGCAAACCAGCUCAACACUUGUGCUAAUUCUUUUACUCCUAUUCAUCCUGGGAACGUGAAUCUAAAUCCACAACCAGAGCAUGGGAACGGUGUCGAACGAUGAGGCAGAGAUGGCCACGGAAACACGAUCGCUUAUGUGCUUGAAUUGUCAAAGCCCAAUGAAAAUCGAUGUGAAAUUGAAAGGUCCCAGGGAUAGAAAGUCUUCAGAAGCUGAGAAUACGUCACUUAUGGCAGGACAGUCAUGCAACCUCAUGGAGCUCAUUUGUGAUGCUGAAGUUCCCUCACGGCGCCGAUAUGCAAGGAAUGUUCCGAUGAGCUGUUGGCAACUAAUCGAUAUGCUAAAAGAGCAGUACUCGAAUGCGGAUGUCGCGUCAUUGAAGAAAACUUUGAGGAACCUACAAGACGAAGAGCGUGCACUCAAGGCACAAUAUGACCAACUUUGCGCGGAAGAGUCUCGACUCGAUGCAGAACUAUUGGAAAAGAAGUCUCAGUUAGAAGAAAAGACGGAAGAGGAAGCAAGCAGAUGGCGCCAGUUCAGAGAUAAUCACAGGCGUCUCCUAGACAUUGACGAACAAACCCGUAAAGCGGAUGCUCAGUUGAGAUAUUAUGCAGAACAGCAUCGGCGACUAGCUAACACUAACGCACUGGACCUUGUCUUCCAUAUAUGGGUGGAUCCAACGGAUGGUAUUAUUGGCGAGAUAAACGGUUUUCGGCUUGGUCGAUUGCCAGACCAUCUUGUCGAUUGGCCGGAGAUAAACGCUGCAUGGGGACAGCUAGUUCUUCUUUUGGAUGCUUUGAUGCAUCGUAUCAAUUUCAAGCAGGAAAAUUUCAAACUAGUCACUAUGGGUAGCUAUUCCUGUAUAAAGCGAAAGCGUGCUACUGGUGAGGAGGUAAAAUAUCCCUUAUAUGCUUCCGGCAGCUGGAAACCAUUUGGCAAUAAUAAUAUGGAUAGCGGUAUCAUGGCAUAUCUGCAGUGCUUUGAGGAAAUACGAGCAGCGUUGCAGAAGCAAAACCCACGCUUCGAAAUCCCGCAUCGUAUCAACAAGGACUGUUUGGUGCAUGACAAAAUGGAAUAUUCGGCCAAGAUGCUGUUGAAUAGCGAAGAACGUUGGACGAAAGCAAUGAAAUUUUUACUUACGGAUUUGCGUGCUACAAUCAUGCAGGUUUCUGCUAUAAGACCAAGUAGUGUGCAAGUUUUUAUUGCCGGUAUUAGGCGUCGUGGUCGCGUUCGACGUAGUAGCAGUAGCAGUAGUUGCGAUUCGAGCUGCGGCGGCCGCCGCUCGGCCGCUAAUCGCGCCCGAUACGCCGCAGUUAUCGCUACGAGUCCGGCGAGAAAAGCGAAGAAUAAUGAGGAGAUUAUGUUUCCAUCGUUCUGGGUAUUCGCGUUUGCCUCAUCGCUUUUUCUUGCUCCUACUACGAUCACUAGGAAGUCAUUGAUCAACUACUUUGAAAAUCAAGAUAUUCCCUCGAUGAUGUAUGACGGAUUGAUGGAUAUGGACACAGGGAACUUUUUCAAGUUGCGACCUUUGGGAGUCAGGUGGAGAGACGAAGCCACCUUAGCACGAAUCGCCUACAACUACACUGAACGAGCCGAUUAUGGCGGCAGGGUGACAAUGAUGCCAGUGGUCACCGAACGACCACGUACACAUCUUGGUCGUGUCCCCGGACAACUCGUCCCAACCACUUCUACAGCUCCACCAGCACCCUCACAUGACGAUCCUUCCCUAGAAGAUAUCGAGCUUAUUGACGUACUUUGGCGAAGAGAUAUAGCAGCAGAAAAAGGCACCAGACAGUUGGAACCGGCUGAACAGUAUGAGCGUGAUUUACAGCUGCUAACGGAGAAGAGCGUGCAUGCGCCAUUGUCUGCCGAAGAAUCGUCACGAUUUGAAGAUCUUUCCAAAGUUUACUUUGAAGACUUCUACGCUGCGCCAUACGUACUGCGUCCAGGCACCAAAGGGACGACUCCACAGCCACCUUCACGAUCCGAUCAGGUGUUUGAAUUCGAAGACGACCCGAAUAAGCGCGAUUUGCGUACUCCGACAGACGAAGAUCUAGCUGAACUUCUCGCUGACGUCUCCAAAGAAGGUGGUCAACUUGAUCAGUUGACUUGCCUGGGAGUGUGCCCACCAGCUGAUUUGGAACCACUACCUCUAGUAAAUAACGUAAGCCUCUCAGACGGGAUUGUCUUUACACCCCAGAACGUAACUGAGAUGUCAAUGAUGCAAGAACAGCGACAAGCUGCCCUAGCAUCGGUAAUGGCUCCACCGGCACCAGCCACGCUUUAUAAUGAAACCACAAUGCCAAGCAUGUGGGUUCAACAAGCUGAAAUGACUCCCAGUGACAUCUACCCAAACAACGGUUACAUGACAUUCCAAAAUGACACUGGAACACAAGUAGUAUCCACUGGAAGCCAGUACGACCAUCAGUAUCUUGGUAAUGUGCCCACUGAACAGCGUGAAGAGAGUACUGCCACUAGAACAAUCCCCGUAUAUGAUCCAUACUAUUCGGCAAGGACGACGUCCUUCAGCAAUGAAUCCUCAUCAGUGUGCUCAUCCUCUUCCACAGCAGCUUCACCUCAUUAUCACAGCGAAAGCGAAAAUUAUAGUCCUCAUGCGAGCAGAUAUUAUGGCAAACUAGCACCACGAGAAAUUGAAGAGCCCUCAAUGUAUCCAAGAACCGUUUGCGGGUCUCAUGGCGAUAACAGCGUGUCGCCGCCGAACAUGCCGCGACGACGUGGACGUCAGUCAAAGGAUGAACAACUAGCAGCGGCCAACAGACUUCCGCUAUCUGCUCGUGAAAUCUCUGAGAUGACUUUGGGAGAACUGCACAAAGUGCUCAAGAAUGAGCAACUUACCGAGCAACAGAAACAGUUGAUUCGUAAGAUCCGCCGAAGGGGAAAGAACAAGGUAGCUGCACGCACAUGCCGCGAACGACGUGGGGAGCGUCAGCGAAAUAACCGUGAAACUGAAACGUGGACUGUUCCGACGCAUCCACCCCAGAAUCCCUUUGAUAUUCAUCUAUCCUGAAGAAACGAUGCUUCAGCAAUCUACAAAUUAAUGAAAUUCUACGUUAUAGCUUUUUCCAACAAUUUUCUUCCAACUUCACUGAAUCGUAUCGGUGACCUCCAAUUGUAAAAAUGUGAAAACUUGAAAAAUCCUCUCUUGAGUCCAGUCAACAAAAAUUGGUUAUUAUUUUCGCUCUACUCCACCUCUCUUUUGUAUUAAUUUUGUCGAUGUGUGUAAUCAAAUAGUAUUGUCCAUGAUAAUCAGUCAUAUUACCUCCUUAGACGCGUUGUUAUUUAUCUCUUUAGGAGUUUUCUCCGUUGUAUGGUAGCACUUAUUCCAGUGCGCAUUUUAUUUGAACUUUGAAGUCGCUAUCCAACUUGCAGUAGUUGUGAACCAUUCUCUUAGAAUCCAUGUGCGUACCUACCGUAAUGGGCAAUCACUGUGUUGAGUAGAGUAGUGAAGCGGGUAAUAAUAUAUACCAAAAAACUCAUAUACUCCAUUUUUUUCGUUGUUUCUAUAAAAGGAACUGCAGGUUUUGACUACGAAGUUCCUUUUUUUCUAUCCAUUAAGCAUGUUUGUUGUAUUUUACUGUUGUUAUUUAGACGUGUAUAUGUAUUAGUGAUAAAGUUAUUGUGUGCAAUAUAAU
This is a messenger RNA of Cylicocyclus nassatus, 3724 nucleotides long. The record is from the annotation of a GenBank genome assembly. Lineage: Eukaryota; Metazoa; Nematoda; Chromadorea; Rhabditida; Strongylidae.